Messenger RNA from Eupeodes corollae, 847 nucleotides. RefSeq lists its product as uncharacterized. NCBI's taxonomy places the organism in Eukaryota, Metazoa, Arthropoda, Insecta, Diptera, Syrphidae. The coding region runs from base 154 to 690 and encodes 178 amino acids. The record is from RefSeq and is a predicted model, not a curated record. The transcript is spliced from 3 exons.
CACCUUAACCGCCGCAAUUGAUUUCAAUUGAGUUGAAUCCGUUCUACUUAACGCACGGUGCGCGGUGGUGGUGGUUUUUGCAGUACUACUCGUACAUUAAAACAUAGAAUCAUUUUUGUUUGCUUUGGUUUGACAACUGAAAAGACGCCAAAAAUGUGUAAGUUUAAUUCGCGUUUGUUUGUCUUUCUGGUAGUUGGUUCAUUGUUGUUAUUGACGCCGACGACGCUGAUUAAAGCUAGACCACUUGAAAAAAGAUCUAUAAUCGAUAUGUUAGGCUUUGGAAAUGACUACGAUCUACGUUAUGAUCAACGUCAAAAAGGUCUCGAGAAUUUCAGAUUGAAAUUGGAUGGAUUCUUUAUUGGUGUUCCAGCUGAAGCGACAGGAUUAUUUUUGACAAGUGAAGAAUUUAUCGAUGUUUUGAGCGAUGAGCUUCUAUCCAGUCGUCGUCGUGACGAAAACCAAGGUCAAUCGGGUGAAAAUAAAUCGACACCUAGUCAAAUGGUUGCUUCGGAUUUGAUACAAAAACAAGUUGAAAAUUACCAGAGAGCAGAGAUCGAAAAAGCGGAAGAAGAGGGUUUGCUGUCUCAAAAAACAUAUGGUGAAGCAAGAGGUGAUUCUAAUCGUGGAUCGAGAACAAAACUCUACCUUAUGAACUUAAUCGAUUAUAUCCGCAAAAAUCGACGAAACUGAUCAAAAAUGGGAAGCACGAAAUCUAAUGUAUUUUAUAUUUAAGGUAUAUAUAAAUAAGACUGAUUUUUUUUUAUAAAUUAUACUUUUUUUUUUUAUUGUGUGAUGGUUAUUUUUAUUUUAAGAAAUGGAAAAUAAAAUAAAUUGUUUAUCUGGUUCA